This is a messenger RNA of Hemicordylus capensis (graceful crag lizard), 3366 nucleotides long. RefSeq names its product PX domain containing serine/threonine kinase like (gene PXK). Lineage: Eukaryota; Metazoa; Chordata; Lepidosauria; Squamata; Cordylidae. The transcript has 16 exons. Gene Ontology annotation, cellular component: early endosome; late endosome; extrinsic component of endosome membrane. The record is from RefSeq and is a predicted model, not a curated record. Bases 880 to 2487 code for a protein of 535 amino acids. Gene Ontology annotation, molecular function: ATP binding; actin binding; phosphatidylinositol binding. Gene Ontology annotation, biological process: endosome to lysosome transport; protein targeting to lysosome; early endosome to late endosome transport.
GGGCUGAAGGGAGGGGGAAAUGAAGAUGGGGAGGAGAGACAGGGAGAACUAGGGGUGCAGGUGCUCUGUGCUGGAUCAGGUAGUGUAUAUAUAUAAUUCUCUAAGGCGUACCCAUGGCUAAUCCCGUGUGUGGCAGCUCUCACGAGAGUUCAUGAGCAAAAGCACCUGAUUGGGCAGUGGGGAUUCCAUAUGCAGAUAGGGAGGAGGAGCCUGUGAUGGUUACGGUCAGUUGGAAUGCAACUGUUAUUGGUUGGAAGAUGUUCUUGAUGGUAGAGGAGAGGAAUCUAUCUACCUAGCCAGCGUGGUGUAGUGGUUAGAGUGCUGGACUAGGACCAGGGAGAACCGAGUUCAAAUCCCCAUUCAGCCAUGAUACUUGCUGGGUAACCCUGGGCCAGUCACUUCUCUCUCAGCCUAACCUACUGUUGUGAGGAGAAACUUAUGUAUGUAGUACACUGCUCUGGGCUCCUUGGAGGAAGAGCGAGAUAUAAAAAAUAAUUUUAAAGAAAUCUAUCUAUCUAAAAUGAUAGUGGGCAGGCAUAUGUGAAGAGGGGAUCAUGAGGGAGGAAAGAGCCCCUUCAGGAGAAGGAGGCUGUCGCUGUGUGAAUUAGAUGAGGAAACAAGAUGAACAAGAUCUGUUAACUCAGGAAGGGAAAGAGAAAAAGAAAGAAAGAAAAAAGGAGGGAAAGAAAGAAAGAAGCAAGGGCGAGGGAAGGGCCCCGAGCCUGUCAGCGGCCUGAGGGGAAUGAGUAGCUAUGGUAGUGUGACAGCAAGGAAAGGCCGGUCAACCUCUGCUGCUCCUGUGGGGAGGAGCAGGACUUGGUUGAGGGUGGGGAGGUCCCUGGGGAUAGGGGGCUGCAGCUUGGCCUAUAGGCACCAGCAAUGCUGCAGCCACGUCCAGGAGGGGUGAGGGGGAUGGAAGCAAAGGAAUGGAGGAGGAGGAGCAGGAGUGUGGCUCAGAUUUCUGCUCUUAGUCUACCUCUUCCUCCCAAAAAGUUGAUUGGAAAUAUGGAUCGUGAAUUUAUAGCUGAAAGACAGAAAGGACUCCAGAACUAUCUCAAUGUAAUUACUUCCAAUCACAUACUGUCCACCUGUGAACUGGUAAAGAAAUUUUUGGAUCCAAACAGCUACUCUGUAAACUACACUGAAAUUGCCUUACAGCACGUUUCAAUGUUCUUCCGGUCAGAGCCAAAGUGGGAAGUGGUAGAACCGUUAAAGGAUAUAGGCUGGAGGAUACGUAAGAAAUAUUUCUUAAUGAAGAUUAAGAACCAACCAAAAGAGCGGCUAGCAUUAAGCUGGGCUGACCUUGGCCCUGACAAAUACCUGUCGGAUAAAGAUCUUCAGUGUGCUAUGAAGCUUCUUUCUUCAUGUUCUCAUCCUUACAUUUACAAAGUCACUUUUGCAACAGCCAGUGAAUCUUCGGCACUGGUAAUUAGACCAUUCAGUGAAAAAGGAACACUAAAGGACUUGAUAUAUAAGGCAAAACCAAAAGAUCCAUUUUUGAAGAAGUACUGCAAUCCGAAGAAGAUUCAGGGUCUUGAACUUCAGCAAAUUAAAACAUUUGGCAGACAAAUACUAGAGGUCUUGAAGUUCUUGCAUGAAAAAGGAUUUCCAUAUGGCCAUCUUCAUGCUUCCAAUGUAAUGUUGGAUGGGGACACAUGCAGGCUACUGGACUUGGAGAACGCAUUGCUGGGGCUCCCAUCCUUCUAUCGGCCUUAUUUUACACAGUUCCGUAAAAUUAAUACUCUAGAAGGUGUUGAUGUACAUUGCUUUGGUCACUUAUUGUAUGAAAUGGCAUAUGGGAGACCUCCAGACUCUGUUCCAGUGGAUACCUUUCCUCCUGCACCAUCUAUGUCCAUAGUUACUGUCCUGGAAUCCGUACUUUCUCCCGAAGCCAUGAAGAAUGGCAUGCCAACUGUCUCCCGGCUUUUACAAAUGCCGUUAUUCAGUGACGUCUUUCUAACAAAUUCAGAAAAAACACAGUUUAAGAUUCCUACUAAGUUAAAAGAGGCACUGAAGACUGCCAAAGAAUGCAUAGAGAAGAGGCUACUAGAAGAACAGAAACAGAUUCACCAGCACAGAAGACUGACAAGAGCUCAGUCUCACCAUGGUUCAGAAGAAGAGAAAAAAAAGAGAAAGAUUUUGGCACGAAAAAAAUCCAAACGCUCUGCCUUUGAGAGUGGGGAAGAACAGACUAUGAAAUACAGCAACUCAAACAAUUCAGCAGGCUCUGGGGCGAGUUCACCUCUGACAUCACCUUCCUCCCCUGUUCCACCCUCUACAGCAGCAGGAGCCUCAACAAUUCCUUCACCACCUCCACCACCAGCAGCUCCCCCUCCCCCUCCUAACUUGGAUGUGCCAAUGCAGCCUGAUCCACGGCCUGUUAACAGCACAAGCCGCGGCGCCUUACUUAGCUCCAUUCAGAAUUUCCGGAAAGGAGCUUUGAAGAAAACAGAAACCUGUGACUACAGUGCUCCCAGAGUCAGCUGAAACUGUUUACACCAACCCAGCUUGGGUCUACUUUCUCUGUGUGUUCUAGGAACAACUUCUUCUCAGAUAAGUUUGAUUUAGCCGCUGCUUGUUAAGAGCCAUUUCAAGCUUUCUAGAACAUUCUCUCUUCAUGAGUAGCAGCACUGUCAACUUAAAUUGCCAAGGAGGGUGGGGCAAAAAGUGUCAAUUCCAGUUUAAAGGAACUCUUUUGGGGAUAUUUUUUUUGUUCUGAGUAGGCAGUCUUUUUCUAAUCAAAUCAGAAUGGAAAGCUCAGAAAUUACAGUUCCUUAGCCAAGAUGUGGUUCCAAUAGCUUCCAAACAUCUAAAUCUGCCACAUAGAUAUUAUGUUGAGUUAGUGAUUUGGCUUAGCUAUGGUAAACAUUCACUUAAUCUGAAAAUUAUAACAAUGGUGAGAGACUUCGUUUGUUCUCUCCCACUGUUCAUCCCUGCAAAAUACUGAUUUAGGCAAUGGUUUAUUUGAAUAUUGCUGAAACAUCUGACAGGACUAUACUUGUAAGGGGAAAAGUACUAUUUGGGAAAUAACUAGUUUCGGGGAUAAUCUAGUGUUGAGAUUUACACUUGAAGGGGGAAGAAGUGGCAUAUUUCCCCCAAACAAAAUUUAACAUUGUGAGAUGUAUUAUUGAGGUGGGAAUAACAAAAGAGCUAUAUAAUUUAAUGUUGAUUUAGUGGAAAAUGUCCUUUUCUGAUUUGUUGAAACCCUUAAAUUGCACUUUAAAGGAUUAUUAGUAAUCCAUUUUAAAGUCAAGUACACAUCAGUGUUUGUUACUAUGCAGAGAAUGUCAUUGUGUAUAAGAGUUCAUGUAACCUGUGAUAUACUCAAGUCAUAUUUUUAUUAAAAUAUGUGGCAAUUAAAUUUCA